Messenger RNA from Aplysia californica (California sea hare), 497 nucleotides. Its product is annotated as EKC/KEOPS complex subunit Lage3. The record is from RefSeq and is a predicted model, not a curated record. Gene Ontology annotation, cellular component: EKC/KEOPS complex. NCBI's taxonomy places the organism in Eukaryota, Metazoa, Mollusca, Gastropoda, Aplysiida, Aplysiidae. The transcript has 4 exons. Bases 235 to 492 code for a protein of 85 amino acids.
CUCAUUGUGUGUAAAUUUUUACAUUACAAAACAAAUUCAAAACAUUAUAAACACCAACAGUAAACACAAAGCUACUUGUAACAAAAAGACACCACUGUCUUGUUUUGGCAAUAGAUAAAUAGAUCUAAAUCUAGAGAGAUCAACUGCCGGCCACAACUGCUUUUGCAUUCGCAACAGACGGAAUCCUUGAAAAAUUCUUUGCGACUAAGUUGAUGAGAGAAAAGAGACAUUGCUAUGGCUUCCUGCUUAUCGGCUGAUCUUGAGAUACCUUUCCCGUCAGCUCGAGAAGCUGAGAUUGCCCUGGGUACUCUGAGUGUUGAUAAAGAACCAAAGCGUGGUGGUGUUCAAAGGACCCUGAAAGUCAGUGACCAGAUAUUGCAUGUUCACUUUGAGGCACAAGAAGCAAGGACUCUUCGUGUUAGCAUCAAUUCCUUCUUUGAGCAUGUGAACCUAGUGUGCAAGACCAUGCAGAGUUUUGGCCCUCCAAGAUAACCCAG